Messenger RNA from Helianthus annuus (common sunflower), 2771 nucleotides. RefSeq lists its product as uncharacterized. Bases 135 to 2702 code for a protein of 855 amino acids. The record is from RefSeq and is a predicted model, not a curated record. NCBI's taxonomy places the organism in Eukaryota, Viridiplantae, Streptophyta, Magnoliopsida, Asterales, Asteraceae. The transcript is spliced from 5 exons.
CAUCCCCUCCAAUAAACCUAACCCUACACGAACAGCGGCAACAAUACUCUUCCUCUCAAUUUCCUCUGACACAACCUCUUUAAGGUUUACUAUAUAGUUUGUAUCGACUAUUAGAUUAGCUAGUAAAUACUAACAUGGAUCCAAGCAACCCGAACAACACAAACAACCCGAACAACCCGCCACAAACCCCGUGGACGCCCCCUGUUGAUCCGAUGUGGGCGAAUCCACAAUUUUCUUUUACAAGCUACAAUCAAGUUCCUAAUGCAUUCAACCAACUCCCUCAAACCCCAACUCCUAACGCGUUCACGCAACUCUCUCAAACCCCAAAUCCUAACGCGUUCACGCAACUCCCUCAAACCCCGCAACCUACUAGUUUAUUUCAACUUCAACAAAUCCAAUUUCAACAACAAUAUCAGCAACAACUUAAAACGCUCCAACAAAGCCAAAGUCGGCCUAUUCAUACGAAAGUCCAAUCGCAACCAACACCCGAUACCCCUUCGUUAGACGAUUUGGAUGACAUUGCCGUUGUACCCGAAACCCAACCUCAAAGUUCUAAGAAAACAUCUACAAAAAAGCGUUCAAAGAGGCCGGAACAAGAAAAUUUAACCACCGGUAGAGGUCAAACUUGGACAUCGAUCGAAGAGUUGGCGUUGGCAAGGGCGUGGACCAAUACGUCUACGUGUCCGAUCGUAGGUAAUAAUCAAACGUCUGGUAGUUUUUGGAAGGAGUUUUGCAACAAAUUUCAUGCUUUGAUGCAAAAAGAACCGUACCGAGAAGUGAACUCAAUGAGCUCAAAGUAUCGAGAGAUGAAUAAGAAGAUAUCGGCGUUUUGUGGUUAUUACAACAAUGCUCAUUCGAAUCGGCCAAGUGGGGCGAGUGAUGAAACGGUUUUUGCCAUAGCUAUGUCAAAAUACCAUACGAAAGAACGUAGUGCGUUCACAUACGUAGGGGCUUGGGAAAUCUUUAAAAAUUGUCCCAAGUGGGCACCGGUUCCUAAUGAGGUGGCAAGAGCAAAGAGGUGUAAAACAUUCAAGUCGAUAGAGCAUAGUGCUGGUGAUUCGGAUGUGCGUUACCAUAUUAAUAUAAAUGACGAACCCGAGUUUGACGAUGAAGUGACGGAGAUUCCGGAAUUGAAGCGCCCAAAGGGUAGAGACAAAGCAAAAAAGGAAGCGGCAGCCAAAAAUAAAGAGGCGUCGACAAAAAAUGAAACUCCUAGUGAAACGAAGGUGGAUAAGUUGAUGAACAAGUUCAUCGAAUUUAACGAAAUACAAGCGGCGAGACUUAAGUUGAAAGAAAAAGAAAUGCAAGAAGCGGCCGAUCGUGAAGACUUUAAGCUAAUGGCGAUAAACAUCGACUCGCUCCCGGAAAAAGAUAAAGAAGUGUUGCAAAAAAUGAAGGCGAAAAUUGCUCAAAAAUGUAGCAAAGAAAAAGAAGAAACAGGUUAUCCCACCACCAUGGCGUCACCAACUUCUUCCGACGAGAUCAACGAAUUUUUUUUGAACGUGGUGAUGGAAACGACACAAAUAAUUAUAGAGGAGGAAGAAACCUUGUCCAAACGGAGAAAACGACAACAAUGUUUAAAUAGGGAUCGUGAAGGUGCCCACGAUAGGUUGAUGGCCGAUUACUUUGCCGAAAACCCGGUAUACACGGAUGAAAUGUUUAGGCGUCGUUUCCGAAUGAGCCGUCGUCUUUUCUUACGUAUAGCCAACGAUUUGGCUAAUUAUGACCCAUUUUUCACAUUAAGAUGGGAUGCUACAGGUAAAAGGGGGUUUACCACUUUACAAAAGUGUACGUCGGCAAUUCGCCAAUUGGCUUACGGUACAAGUAGCGACAUGUGGGAUGAAUAUUUGAAGAUGUCUGAUAGAACUUCACGAGAGAGUUUGUAUCAAUUUUGCAAAGGGGUGGUCAAGCUAUACAGCAGGAAGUACUUACGAAGGCCAACAAAUAAUGAUAUUAUAAAGUUGUACCAGGCACACGAAAGUAAACAUGGUUUUCUUGGAAUGCUUGGUAGCAUAGAUUGUAUGCAUUGGCCUUGGCGUAAUUGCCCUAAUGCAUGGCGAGGUCAAUUUACUCGUGGUGAUCAUGGUCAUCCCACAUUAAUUCUAGAAGCCGUGGCAUCAAAUGAUCUUUGGGUUUGGCAUGCUUUCUUUGGUGUUCCUGGUUCGAAUAACGACAUUAACGUUCUUGGUCAGUCAGAUGUUUUCAAUGAUAUCAUUAAUGGUACGGGGCCUGAUUCUAGGUUUUCAGUUUCAGGAGUAGAAUACAAGCACGGGUAUUAUCUAGCUGAUGGAAUAUACCCAACAUACACAGCGAUUGUUAAAACUAUACCGUAUCCAGAAGAUGAAAAAAGAAAGAAAUUUGCAAAAUGUCAAGAAUCUGCUAGGAAAGAUGUUGAGCGUCUAUUUGGGGUUCUACAACAAAAAUGGCACAUAGUUGCAAACCCAGCACGAGCACUUGAACUCAAAACAUUGAGAUAUUGUAUGUAUGCUUGUAUCUUGCUGCAUAACAUGAUUAUCGAAGACGAAGGUAACGCCAUAUGUGAAUAUGAUCCUAACGACAUUCAUGAGAAUGUUGUACCAGUUGAUGAAGGGCAACAAGAAUCUAACAUGUGGGCGUUAUACAACGAGACUACGCAUAACCAUCUUCGUUCGGAUUUGAUUGAACAUGUUUGGCAAUUUGGUCGGGUUAACAACAACGAGUAGUUUUUCUCUUAAUUUAUAAUAUGUAGUUUAAAUUUGGAUGUUAUUUUUUUAUUAAUUUGAAUGUUAUGU